GAUGGGGGACUGGUGCUUUAACUAAAUCAAGUGCAGCGAGAAUCGAUUGGCGCUGUGAUACAUGCAUCUGAAUCUGCAGCAGGGCAUUAGUAGUGUAUUGUCUUAAGAUUCCAGAUCUGUCCUUACAAUGGAUUUCCCUUUCGACCUAAACGCGCUUUUCCCCGAGAGAAUUACUGUGCUGGACAACAAUUUGAGUGCAGGUCGGAAAGCGCAUGGGAGACCAGAUCCUCUUCUUCAGAUCAGCACAGUUAUAGAUGAGCUGGGCAAAGCCUCCUCUAAGGCCCAGCAGCUGCCUGCUCCUAUAACCAGUGCAGCAAAGCUCCAGGCCAACAGACACCAUCUCUACCUCCUGAAAGAUGGAGAACAGAACGGCGGGAGGGGUGUUAUUUUGGGGUUUCUGAAGGUUGGCUACAAGAAGCUGUUUUUACUUGACCAACGGGGGGCGCAUUUGGAGACCGAGCCAUUGUGUGUGCUGGAUUUCUAUGUGACAGAGACACUGCAGAGACAUGGCUACGGGCUCGAGCUCUUCGACUUCAUGCUGAAACACAAACGGGUGGAGCCUGAACAGAUGGCGUACGAUAGACCUUCUCCUAAAUUCCUGUCAUUUCUAGAAAAGCACUAUGAUCUCAAGAACAGUGUGCCUCAGGUGAAUAACUUUGUGGUGUUCAGUGGAUUCUUCCAGAGUAGAUCAGUGGUCCAACUGAGAAAAGUUCACCCAAAAAAGCCAGAGGGAGAGAUCAAACCGUAUUCACUAAUGGAAAGAGAAGUGGUUCAGGAGGAGCAGAGGGUUCUCCCCUGGCCGUUCGUUCACCCCGCGGGUCCCCCCCACUCUCCCCCUCUGCUUCCGUCAUCUCCGCAAUCCCGUUCGCUCAGUGUGGGAUCCUCCCCCAGCCGUGCCCUGCUCCGCCCCGCCGCGGCCCCCCGGACCCCCUUCUCCCAGCUCAACGACAGCUGCAGGGCAAAACGCACCAGCCAUCAGGGUCUGGUUGCCAGGAGCAACUUCUACAGUCGCCAUAUCAACAGCCGAAACCUCGGGCAAUUAUUGGUGGAAGAGCAGAACCCCUUGAAGCUUCCAGCUGUCGUGUGUGCUUCCUCAGGGCUGAAAGCAGAGCUCAGUGAGAGAGUGUGUGACACAAGGGCAAACGCAGAUGCAGAGGAACACAAACACACUUCAGAAAGACCGCAUCCUCAAGGCCAGGUUGUGUCCCUUCCGACACGUGCCGCCCCCAAGAAAGAUCAUGUUCAGGAGCAGACCUCUAUAACAGCCCUGGAACGCAGAGAAGAGCUGCAGACCAAAGUGUCACAGAACAGAGAAGAGGGCUGGAGGAAAGGUGGAGCGGCUGCGAUGGAGAGGGGCGGAUGGUCCUGGACGGUUGGGGAGAGCCGCUGUAUGGCCCAGUGGGUCCGACAGAAACAGGAGUAUCGCAGCACACGGCCCUGAUGACAGAAGAUGUUAAGAACAGAAAUGAACUGUUGGACAUCGCAAAGAAGUGAGAAUAAUAAAGGGAGAGAAAGAACUUUUAUUAAACCACAAAAGUGAAAAAGACCUUUAAUGAAAAAAACAUCAAGCAGCUAUUUGUAACUUUUUUUUUAUCAGUCCUAUUUAUAAAUGUGUCAGCUAUUCAUUUUAUGGCUUGUGCUUUUAUAAUCACAAUGUUUUAUAAUGUUCUCCAAAAACCGGUCAAUGCAAAA
This is a messenger RNA of Sinocyclocheilus rhinocerous, 1692 nucleotides long. RefSeq names its product alpha-tubulin N-acetyltransferase 1-like. The record is from RefSeq and is a predicted model, not a curated record. The transcript has 12 exons. Bases 128 to 1441 code for a protein of 437 amino acids. Gene Ontology annotation, cellular component: microtubule. Gene Ontology annotation, biological process: alpha-tubulin acetylation. NCBI's taxonomy places the organism in Eukaryota, Metazoa, Chordata, Actinopteri, Cypriniformes, Cyprinidae. Gene Ontology annotation, molecular function: tubulin N-acetyltransferase activity.